This is a messenger RNA of Apis laboriosa (Himalayan honeybee), 1891 nucleotides long. RefSeq names its product tyramine beta-hydroxylase (gene Tbh). Gene Ontology annotation, molecular function: copper ion binding; dopamine beta-monooxygenase activity. NCBI's taxonomy places the organism in Eukaryota, Metazoa, Arthropoda, Insecta, Hymenoptera, Apidae. Gene Ontology annotation, cellular component: secretory granule membrane. Gene Ontology annotation, biological process: octopamine biosynthetic process; dopamine catabolic process; norepinephrine biosynthetic process. Bases 24 to 1802 code for a protein of 592 amino acids. The record is from RefSeq and is a predicted model, not a curated record. The transcript is spliced from 10 exons.
UAAAUUAAUUGAGAAAACUUAAAAUGUUUUCAAAAAUUUAUUUGCUACUUUUAUUUAUAGUUUUAAAAGAUGGAUUAUGUUUAUUUUGGAAUAAUCAUCAUCAAAAUAGAAAAGAUAAUUCAGAAAGAAAAGAUGUUCAUACAAUUCCGCUUAGUUCAGAUAUCACUUUCUAUUGGAGGGUUGAUUUUAUGAGUGAGAUCAUAAUCGCAGAAGUUCAUUAUACAAGUAUUGACAAUACUUGGUUCGCUAUAGGUUUUUCAGAUUACGGUAAAUUGAAAUCUGCCGAUUAUUGCGUUUUAUGGAUUGAUUGGCAUCGUCAAAUUCAAUUACAAGAUGCUUGGGCAGAUGAAGAAGGAAAAUUAAAUUUAGAUUUGCAACAGGAUUGUGAGAAUUUUGCAUGGAGAAGAAGAGGAAAUAUAACAAAAUUCACUUUUUCAAGGAAAUUUGAUACUUGCGAUGAAAAUGAUUAUAUUAUGGAGAGAGGUACUACACAUUUAGUAUGGUUAAAAGGUUUAGGACCAUUAUCAUCUUUGACUGGUUUGCAAGUAUCCGAUGCAGACACUUCUGGUAUGUCUAGAACAGAAUUAAUCAGGAUGCUUCAUAAGAAGCCAAUAUUUCCUUCAAAUGCUUGGCAGUUAGAAAUAUUAACAGAUCGUGUAAAAGUACCGAACAAAGAAACAACUUAUUGGUGCCGUGUACAAAAAUUACCUCCCAUUUUGUCUCAAAAACAUCAUAUCCUACAAUUUGGUCCAGUUAUACAAACAGGCAACGAACAUUUGGUUCAUCAUAUGGAAAUUUUUCAUUGUGCUGGACCAAUAAAUUUUGAAAUUCCUAUGUAUGAUGGUCCUUGUGAUGGAACUGAUAGACCAGAGAAAACUCAAAUAUGUAAGAAAGUUUUAGCAGCAUGGGCCAUGGGAGCAGAUGCUUUUAUCUAUCCAGAAGAGGCUGGUCUUUCAAUUGGUGGCCAAGAUUUUAAUCCUUAUAUAAUGCUGGAGAUUCACUACAAUAAUCCUGAAUUUCAGAAUGGGAAUAUCGAUUCUUCAGGAAUUCGUUUCAUUCUUACUAAAAAUCUUCGGAAAUACGAUGCUGGUGUAAUUGAAUUAGGCUUAGAAUAUACUGAUAAAAUGGCUAUUCCUCCACGACAAGAAGCUUUUACUUUAUCUGGACAUUGCAUACAAGAAUGUACAGGCAUUGGUCUUCCACAACAUGGUAUUCAUAUUUUCGCAUCGCAACUUCAUACACAUUUAACAGGCAUAAAAGUUAUUACUCGUCAUAUUAGAGACGGAGAAGAAUUACCUUUAUUAAAUUAUGAUAAUCAUUAUUCCACUCAUUUUCAAGAAAUUCGACUUUUACCAAAACCUGUUAUUAUUUUACCAGGAGAUUCGUUAAUAACAACUUGUACGUACAAUACAAUGGAUAGAGAAAAUAUUACUCUUGGUGGAUUUGCCAUUUCCGAUGAAAUGUGUGUGAAUUAUAUUCACUAUUAUCCUAAUACUCGAUUAGAGGUUUGUAAAAGUGCUAUUAGCAAUGAUGUUCUAAGAACUUAUUUUCGAUAUAUGAAAGAAUGGGAAAAUCAACCAAUUAGCACCGAUAAUGGCAUCUCUUCAAAUUAUAAAAGCAUCGAGUGGACCAAAGUUCGCGUACAAGCUUUACAUGAUUUAUAUGAAGCUGCACCUUUAGGAAUGCAAUGCAAUGGAUCUGAUGGAUCUCGACUUCCUGGACUAUGGGAUAACAUAGCAGCUACACCAGUUAAACUACCUUUAUCUCCACCAGCUCGAAAUUGCCCAGAGAUUCAUCAUUAAAAUAAAAGAUAAUAAAUUCUAUAUAAAUUUUUUUUCCAUUAUAUAGUGUUAUCUAUUUCUGAAAAUAAAAUUAAAAUUCAUGUUCACGG